AUGGAUUUAUUUACCAUUCUCUUUGUUUUGUUAAUUUUAUUUUUCAUAUUCGAUUAUAAUUUUUGCGCAAAGGGGUUGGUCUUUUCGAUUGGAAACAAAUCUCUGCGGAUUCUCAAAGGAUGCAGCAGCCUGGAGCGAGUUUACCGGAGCCCGCUUUACCUGUUGCACCCAGUGCUGCAACAACUGUUUGUGCACAUCUUCUACAUUUACGUGGAAAAAAAGAAGGCAUACGUAAAUCACCUCAUAUGGAAAAAAACGAAAGAAAAGGAAAAGGAAACGAGAAAGAAAAGGAAAGAGAAAACAAAGAAUAGCAACACACGUAAGACAAAAUGCAAAGGAACACUAAACAUACCUCAGUUCAUAGGAGCAACUGCUGGCCAAAUUAAAAAAUGGGUGAGAAACAAAUUAUGGCAAUUUUUCUUCUUCAUUAUUGAAUAUACACGAGUGUACGAGAAUAUGUGCCUCAAGUCCAACAUCAACACAAGGGAAGUUCUCAAUAAUAACAACUUUGGAGUUGUAAUUGUGGACUACUAUCUGCCCAAUUGUACUGUUAAGAAAAAAAAAAAAAGCUAUGAAAGUGCGAAAAAGGAUAACUACGAAAUCGAUUUGUACGAUUUGGUAAAUAUAAAACAGGAGAAAAAAAUCAAACUCAUUUUAAUUGACCAGAAAUGGAAAGCCGCGCUGAAUAUAGGACCGAUAAAUGAUGCCCAUGUCCAGUUUCUCUACCUGCAAGAUACCGUCCUGAUUCAGUAUUUCCAGUUUGCCUGCAUAUUUAAGGAGGAAUUCUUAAAGGAGUCUAAUGAGUCCCAUGUGGAUGGAGGGGACCCACCCGAGGGAGGGGCAGAAGAGGAUCACGUUGAACAGGACAGGACAAAUGGGAACCAUGGGAGGUGUCCCACACAGGGGCAAGAAAACGCAGUGAAGGAAGAAGCCGCAGGGAAGGAAGAAGCCACAGUGAAGAGAAGCCACGUCCAAGGCGAACAAUUUGACGCAUGUGACGAACAAAGUGGACAUCAGAACUCCCUCUCGGGGGAGUCAUCCACUAUAGAAGAAUCGGAAGAAGUACACACAGGUAGGAAGCAGAAUGGACUGACGAUAGGUUCACAAAAGUGCACACCCGAACAGAAAAACAAAAUUGAUGGGGACGGCAGCAACGAAAACGCCGUGGAGGAUAAAAUAAGAACCCACAUGAAUAAGUGGAAGUACAAAAAUGUGAAAGGAAUAAUCGUAAUCGUUCCGGAAAUAUUUUACAAUUAUCUGAACCUAGAAGAAGUAAAGAACACUGUGCCUCUAUAUUACGUACUUGCGAAAGAUGUGAAAAUAGACUCCUUCACAGUUAUCGCCAAAUUGCUGGGAUAUAUCUGUGUGCACGUCCAUAUUAACAUUAAUUUUGGCUUGUCCAUUCCGUUCAUUUUUAGCAACAAAAAUGCCAACAUACUGAAUAUUGCCAAUGUGGAAAGUAGAAAUGGUGUUGCCAUUGGGGGAAAGCCAAGCGGAAAUGUAAAUCAGCAGUACAUCCAUGGCUGUCCGCAUGAAAACAGUGGAAUGCCACCUAAACAGCCUGUUUCAUCUUACAAGACAAGCCAGGACAGAGAUCCCCCCUUGCGUGAGAACUUCCUCCAUGAUGAGAAGAAGCGCGUGCCCGACGACGACAACCAGAUUUCUAGUCGACUCUUCGAAAAGGUGGACAACAGUAAUAGGAACAGAAGUGCAUGUGAUAAUCUCAAUUUAGAGACGACAUUAAAAACUUGUGCAAGUGUAAAAACGAGGAAAGAUGGAGAGGUACAUGCUGCGGGAGGAACAAACACUCAGUUCAACGCGCCGCUUUUCUCAUGCCCAUUCUCCUUCUAUAGCGACAACUACAACGAUUUGAAUAUUGCCAUGGCACAUUUUAAAUCAAUUUUUAAAAAUCACAAUUUCGUUUUCCUCGGCUUCAAUGAUGGCACAAAUAUUCUGCUAAAUUACUUUUUGGAAAAAAUUUACAAAAAGAAAAAAAACAAAACAACAGGUGAUAAUAGCAAAACUCCCCAUUUCAAUUUACACAAUGCCAGUGCGUACAAAUACUCGCUAUUAAAUUACAAAGUGAAGGGGAACGCCGACCAGAAAUUGGACCCAUUAAAUAAUCAGAGUAAAGAAAAGGAAAAAAACAAUUCGAAAAUUGGGCAGACCAACAAAAGCGAAGAAGACGAAAUGAUAAAUCAGCCGAGUUAUAAAAAUAAUAUUAUGAAUAUUUUUUUUAAAGAAAAAAAAAAAGGCGAAAGUGAACGCACAAAUGGGAAAAACUGCUUUAAAGAAGUUAAAAAAUGGCACAUUGAAAAUUUGAUAUCUGACAUGAGACUGCGAAAGGAUGAAAAUUCCAUUUUGCACCAUAACCAUGUGAAGGACAAACAAGAGGGACAGCAUUCUGCCCAUAGCAGAAACUUUAUGGAGGAAAACCCGAAUGAGUCAUAUGGAGUCUCUUACCAAGUGACAAACCUGCCUGUGAUACAUAUACAUGGGGUGGAUGACAAGAUGGAUAAUCACCCCGUGAGAUGUAGCCACGAUGAUGUUGUGAAUAACCGACCCAUGGGAGGGCACCGUAUGGAAGGAAAAGGAGGAGAACAAUACGAAGCUGAGCAGGAGUAUUCCGAUUAUACGGAUUGCCAUCACAAAGGGGGAGACGAAAAAUCCGAUGACAGACACACACAAGAAGGAAACGGUGACCUGAAUAAUGACUCGUCCAUUUCUGCAAAAAAUAAGAAAAAAAAAAAACAUAUGGGAAAAAUAAAAAAUAUGAAAGAAAAAUGGAAAAAGAAAAAAAUAGAGUCAUUUAUGAAUCUAUCUAAAUUAAAUUUUUUUAACAAAGGUAAAGACAUUUGGGGGAAAAACAACUUCGUGAAGGAGAGCGAAUUUAACGCAGUUCCUGCGAUGGAAGGCGACAACAACUUGUAUUCUGACAUGUCUAAAUAUAACAUUAAAAGUGCCAGGAACAAAAAGGACGUAAACAGCGAUAAGGAGGGCAAUCCCCAUUGUAACAAUAGGGACAGUAACCAACGGGCAAUCCCCCGUUUGGCCCAUUCUGCGGCAGGUGAGGGGGAAGACCUGGUUGGCCAUGAGUCGACCAUCUCCCUUGGCACAGUGCGUGGUGAGAGACUCCAUAAACAACCGGGGGAUAGUGGAGUCGGGCAAUAUGAUGAAGGCGUAGGAGAAGACAAGGAAAACCGUAAUGGUGACCACAAUGAGGUCCAAAACGAGGAGGACGACGAAGAUUAUAUCCACUCUCUCAACGACAGAGAAGAGGGACCCAAACCGAUCGAAGCUCCCCCCCCUGACUUUGACACAAGUUCGAUGAAAAAAAAAAAAAAAAUGAUAAAGAUAAACGUACUUGACAAAUUCCGAAAUAAAGAAACCAAGGUGAUGACGGAGGGACGUCAGGUCGAAGACCCAUCAGGCAUUUCGCAAAAAUUUAGGUACAGCUUUUUCCGAAUAAAAAAUAAAAUCACAAGAAAUUUCAAAAACCCCGAAUGCAAAAAGACACAGCAAGAAAAAAAUAUCAUGGACAGAGAUCAAAUGAUGAUAAACUCGUUUAUUAAAAAUAAAAAUGUACUACUUCCGGAAGAGGAGAGUAAUUAUUCGGAUACCUCCACAUGUGAUGAAUAUGGAAAAAAAGGCACAAAAGAAAUAUGCCUUUUAAUAAAUUUUUCCUACAGUAAUAUGUUUGACAUAUUUAAUUAUCCAGAUGAUUUUAAGGAGACAAAAAAAAAAAAAUUCUCCCUAAUACAUACAAUUUUUUAUUCUGUGCAUAUUUUUUGGAAAUCCUUUUCGACCCUCAUUAAGCAGAGGUACUUCUUCUCCUGCACGAGUGAGUUGACGAAAUUUUUCAAGGCGUCUUUAUUUCACCGUGUCCGUUUUGAGGCACCAAAUAGGCGAGGUCCCCAGGGCGAGGGAAGUACCUCGGGGGGCACCUUGCGCUUUGGAGUGCCCACCAGUAGGGAGGAGGCAGAAGAGCCCGUGGAAGGUGUUAAUAAUGGGGAAGAUUGCCAAGCUUCGCUAAGUAGACACUCCGUUGCUGACCUAUCUCUUAACAAUGGAGAAAUUCCUUUGAGUGGAAAUCCAAGUGAUGGGGAUUUCUCGAAUUAUCCCAUUAAACCAACGAAUGGCGACGAUAAUAACCUCUUCUCCCUCAGCUUUGUUAAAACUGAUGCACAUCCCGAUCCCCAUCCCAAUCACAAUUACCAAAAUGAAAAUCGGUGCAAUUCCAGCGGUAAGAAGGGAAGUUUCCUCAACAUAGGAAAAUCCACACGAAGCAGUAACAGUGAGCGUCUUAACAACGUCAGGCGUAGCAGUGGCAAUGAAUCCAUCCCGAACGACAUGAACGAUGGGCAACUCGAUAUUUGUCGCACAGACUUGACGAAUGAUGAAGACAGUCAUCGGUUUAGCACCACCAACAAGAGUAGAGAAAGCGCAACGAAUCAGAGCUUCUUCAGAGGGAGCCAUCUCUCCUGGCAGAAUCAUCACGAUGGUAGCCAUUUGGUAGAUCACUCCGGCAGCGCACAUGUACCCAUUAUGAGUGGUAACGGCGAAGUGUCACGCUCUUCCAACCCUCGUGAUUGCUGCUUCCAGAGGAACUUCUUCGAAGCGGACAUAUCGUUGUUGUGUGGCGAGCGCGAAAGGGGCGCCAAAUUCCCCAACGAUUGUGACUUCGCAAAUGGAGUGUCCCCCAAUUGUGGCUUCCCAAGUGGGGACUUCCCCAAUUACGACUGCUUGGUCCCCCUGGAGGGCCUAACCAACGAGGGGCACUCUCCGAACGGGGCGCCACUCUCCAAGGACCAACCCCGCGCAGCACAGAAAGAGGUCCAUAAAAUAUACGGGGGAAAUUCUCCACGUGAAGAAUCGUUCCAAAGCGCAAUGAAAGUAUAUUUUAAUGCCAAGGCUAUUUAUGACAAGUGGAAAAUAUAUUUUGAAAAAAACAACUUCCAAGGAAACGCGCAAGAAAAAUUUUUGUUUAACCUUUCCUUCAUUUAUAACGUGUACAACUACCUAGUAUGGAUAUACAUAUGCACGUAUUUUAACGAAGAAACCUAUUUUAGCUUUUGCGAGAGCCACAAAUUUUACCAAUUCACGAAAGAAAUAAAUUUCCUUAAUGAGAAAAAAGAGUUUAAGCGGAAUAGCAGUUUUGUGUCUACCAGUGACAUGUCCAUCAUAAUUCCCCAUUUUUUUUAUCCAAAGGAUUACAAAUUGUUAAAGGUUUUUUUGUACAUGCUACAAGAUUCAGCCAACCAAUUUAUUUCGAAAAAUAUUGAACAUUUUCAAUUCCCCCUGGUUUUCAUUUUCUGCUCAGACUCCAGAAAUUUCCAUUUCACUCAUUUUGACAUCAUAAAAAUUUCGAAAAAUAAUAACCUCAUUUAUUUGUUGUACAAGAGGGGCAAUGAGGGGUUGUUUUUGUCUGGCUUCAGGCCGUACAUAUGGAUACACAAAGUCCUAUUCGAUUUUGUGGAGUCCUUGUUCUUAUCGACUUUUGACGAUUAG
Plasmodium inui San Antonio 1 is the source of this 5508-nucleotide messenger RNA. RefSeq lists its product as hypothetical. Bases 1 to 5508 code for a protein of 1835 amino acids. NCBI's taxonomy places the organism in Eukaryota, Apicomplexa, Aconoidasida, Haemosporida, Plasmodiidae. The transcript is spliced from 2 exons. The record is from RefSeq and is a predicted model, not a curated record.